ACUUCCUCCAUACUUCCGGUUCCGUCCAGCAGCCAACAUGGCAGUCGUGGCGAGAUCGCAGGGAAGCGAGCGUGAGCUCAAAUUUAUCGAAAUCGGUCUCAGCGAACAGAGAGCCCGGGAAACGACCAAAAAUGAAAGCCUGUCCCAGUCCCUCUUCGACGCCAUCGUUUUGGCAGAGAGUCACUUGGGAGGACCGGUGCCAAAGACCACCGGCACGCUGCUGUACCACGUCGUAUCGAAGAUCAAGAGCCAGAUCAAACAAUACGAGCCACUGCUGGUGCAGUACGUCGCCCAGGGGAAGCUUGACUCCGAGGUCAAGCUCACCGCGGCCCUGGACUACCUGCUUUCGCACCCUCAGCCUCCAUUGGACGUCAAGGCGUUCGAGAAGUUCAGCGGCGUGGGUGUCUCCGUGACCCCCGACCAAAUCGAAAAAGCGGUGGAAGAGGUCAUUGCCAACCACAGGGAGGCGCUGAUUGAGAAGCGGUACCAGUUCAACGUGGGAACGCUGCUAGCGGAGGCUCGCAAAAAACUUCCCUUUGCGGAAGGGAAGUACGUAAAAAAUGAGGUGGACCUGCAAGUUCUGCAUCUUCUGGGGCCCAAAACAGACGACGACAUGCACAAGCCCCCGAAGGCCAAGAGCAAAGCUCCCAAGGGGCAUCGCCCGGUGUCGCCACGAGAGGCCUUCACAGAGGAGGUUCAUACAGCCAUCACGGCAUCGGAACCGGCGCCCGAGGCGGGUGCAAGCACCAUGGAAGAGCUGUUCAUGACCAAGGUGAACUUCCACGCUCCUGGGGAAAACCACAAGACGGAAGGUUACGUCGUGACCACUUCCACCAUGGCCCAUCUUAAGAAUCACCUCAAGGUGACCGGAGGGAAGGUUCGCACGCGGUUUCCGCCGGAGCCAAACGGCAUCCUGCACAUUGGGCACGCCAAGGCCAUCAAUGUCAAUUUCGGCUACGCCAAGGCCCAUGGGGGUUGCUGCUUCCUGCGGUACGACGACACCAACCCGGAGAAGGAGGAAGAGCGCUUCUUCGCGGGCAUUCAGGACAUGGUGCAGUGGCUCGGGUAUGUCCCUUUCAAGGUGACGCACGCCUCGGACUACUUUGACGACCUGUACGCCCUGGCGGUGCGGCUGAUUCAACGGGGGCUCGCGUAUGUCUGCCACCAGCGCCAGGAAGAGAUGAAGGGCCAGAACCCACCGCCCUCACCCUACCGGAACCGCACCAUUGAGGAAAACCUUAGGCUGUUUGAGGACAUGAAGAAGGGCAAGUUUGCCGAGGGCGAGGCCACCCUGAGGAUGAAGGUGACCCUGGAGGAAGGCAAACAGGACCCCGUGGCUUACAGGGUCCGCUUCGUGCCUCAUCACAGGACGGGCAACAAGUGGUGCAUCUACCCGACAUACGACUUCACCCACUGCCUAUGCGACUCGCUCGAGCACAUCACCCACUCACUCUGCACCAAAGAGUUCCAGUCGAGGCGGUCCUCGUACUAUUGGCUGUGCAACGCGGUGGACGUCUACUGUCCCGUGCAGUGGGAGUACGGCCGCCUCAACCUCAACUACACCGUGGUCUCCAAGCGCAAGAUUGGAAAGCUCAUCGAGGAAGGCGUGGUCAGGGACUGGGACGACCCACGGCUCUUCACGUUGACUGCGCUGCGACGUCGGGGCUUCCCGCCCGAAGCCAUCAACAACUUCUGCGCAAAGCUUGGCCUGACCGGGUCGCUCUCGUCGGUCGACCCCCAGAUGCUGGAAGCGUGUGUCAGGGACGUCCUCAACACUACUGCGCCCAGGGCCAUGUGCGUGGUGGAACCCCUCAGGGUUGUGAUCAACAACUUCCCCGAGCCAGGACAGAACGUCCCGAUCAAGGUCCCCGACUUCCCUGCCACGCCCGAACGAGGCUUCCACGUCGUCACCCUCUCCAACGUUGUGUACAUCGAGGAGGGCGACUUCAGAGAGGAUGGCGACAAGAGUUAUCGGCGGCUCACGCCAAAGCAGUCUGUUGGCCUGAGGCACACGGGGCUCGUCAUCACGGUCGACCGAGUGGUCAAGAUUGGUGGCAGGAUCCACGAGAUCCAUGUAACCUGCCAGCCUGCCGAGGAGGCGGAGAAGCCCCGUGCCUUCAUCCACUGGGUCUCCGACCCGCUCGUCUGCGAAGUCAGGCUCUACGGACGACUGUUCUUUCACAAAAACCCCGAGGAUUCCAACGAGGUGCACGGAGGAUUUUUGUCGGACUGUAACAAGGACGCCAUGGUGGUCUGCUCCAACUCCAUGGUGGACAAGUCGAUGAAGGGCUGCAACGUCCUCGACAAGUUCCAGUUCGAGCGGCUGGGUUAUUUCUGCGUGGACCAGGACACAACGCCGGAAAAGAUCGUGCUCAAUAGGACGGUGACCUUGAAAGAGGACUCUGGGAAAAACUGACUGAGAAGCCACUGCUCACUAGGCGCCUUCUUUUUUUUUUCCUCAAAGAGGGAGAACAAACGAGAAUUCUAUUUUUGAAUUUUUGUACCUCUCGUUGAAAUAUGAAGCUGCAACAUGUUGAAAGCU
This is a messenger RNA of Ixodes scapularis (black-legged tick), 2542 nucleotides long. It is a transcript of the gene GlnRS, whose product is annotated as glutamine--tRNA ligase. Gene Ontology annotation, molecular function: glutamine-tRNA ligase activity; ATP binding. The transcript has 19 exons. Lineage: Eukaryota; Metazoa; Arthropoda; Arachnida; Ixodida; Ixodidae. The coding region runs from base 38 to 2416 and encodes 792 amino acids. The record is from RefSeq and is a predicted model, not a curated record. Gene Ontology annotation, biological process: glutaminyl-tRNA aminoacylation; translation. Gene Ontology annotation, cellular component: cytoplasm; aminoacyl-tRNA synthetase multienzyme complex; cytosol.